Messenger RNA from Aspergillus aculeatus ATCC 16872, 2231 nucleotides. RefSeq names its product putative 5'-nucleotidase. Gene Ontology annotation, biological process: nucleotide catabolic process. The coding region runs from base 72 to 2063 and encodes 663 amino acids. The record is from RefSeq and is a predicted model, not a curated record. Gene Ontology annotation, molecular function: hydrolase activity. The transcript has 4 exons. Lineage: Eukaryota; Fungi; Ascomycota; Eurotiomycetes; Eurotiales; Aspergillaceae.
CUUGUGAAAUCUCCUCUCUUGUCUGUCUCUACCUCUGUUUGUACAUAUACAUACACACACACAAUCAAGGCAUGUCAGCUGUCGCAAACGACGGGUUCUCCGUCAUCCAUACUAGUGGCCGAACAGGCCCGCCGGAUCUGCGAUUGAUUCACUACAAUGAUGUCUACCACGUAGAACCAGGUUCCUCAGAGCCCGUAGGAGGCGUCCCGCGCUUCCAGUCUGUCGCUAACUACUAUCGCUCCGAUCCCGCCUUUGCCGGCCAACCUGGCGUGCUUACCUUUUUCUCCGGCGAUGCCUACAACCCGAGUCUGGAGAGUUCGGUCACGAAGGGCAAGCAUAUGGUGCCAUUUCUGAAUAAGAUUGGGACGGAUGUUGCCUGUGUUGGGAACCACGAUCUCGAUUUUGGAGUAACGCAAUUCCGCCAUCUACGCACACAAUGCCAGUUUCCCUGGUUGUUAGCCAAUGUUAUCGAUCCGGCGCUAGGGGAGGAUGUCCCCAUCGCUGACUGCGAGAAGACCGUGAUGCUGACCGCAUCGAAUGGGAUCAAAGUCGGGGUGAUUGGGCUUGGGGAGAGGGAAUGGUUGGGAACGAUUAAUGCCCUCCCACCGGAUCUUAUUUACAAGUCGGCGUCCAAGACGGCGCUGGAGCUUGCGCCCCGGCUGCGCGAGCAAGGGGCGGAUAUCGUCGUCGCGGUCACCCAUCAACGCGAACCGAAUGAUUAUAAGCUGGCUGAGAAUCUGACACCGGGGCUGGUGGAUAUUAUACUGGGGGGUCACGAUCACUUCUAUGCGCAUGCUGUGGUCAAUGGGGUGCAUAUUCUCCGGUCGGGUACCGAUUUUAAGCAGUUGAGCUAUCUGGAAGCUUGGCGCAAGGCAGACGGCGCGGGAUGGGACUUCGAUAUCGUGCGCAGGGACUUGGUCCGAUCCAUCCCGGAGGAUCCGUCCGCCAGGGCCAUGGUCGGCCGGUUGACGUCGAGCUUGAAGGCCAAGUUGGAGAAGCCCAUCGGAUACACUACGCGGCCGCUGGACGGUCGAUUCUCGACCGUGCGUCAACGAGAGUCGAAUCUGGGUAAUUUCGCCUGCGAUCUCAUGCGGUUUUACUACGGUGCGGACUGCGCGAUGAUGGCUGGUGGGACUAUUCGGGGCGAUCAGAUCUACCAGCCCGGAGUGUUGAAGGUGAAGGAUAUUCUUAACUGCUUCCCCUUCGAGGACCCUGUGGUUCUCCUCCGCAUCAAAGGCCAGGCGCUCUUUGAUGCCUUGGAGAAUGGAGUCAGUCAGCUUCCCGCGUUGGAGGGGCGGUUCCCGCAGGUUUCGAACAUCUCAUUCAGCUACAAUCCAUCUUCGCCGCCCGGCUCGCGCAUCAACUGGGCCAAGAUCGGUGGGCAGCCCAUCGAUUUUGGCCAAAGCUACCUGCUCGCCACCCGUGGCUAUAUGGGUCGUGGCAAAGACGGAUUUGCGUCACUACUCGUGCAGUCAGAGGGUGGCGAAGUAGAAGAGGUGGUUGACGAGGAAAGCGGCAUCCUCAUCAGCACCCUGCUCCGUCAGUACUUCCUUAGUCUGAAAGUCCUGGGGAAGUGGCAGCGAUGGAGUCAGAGCCUCACGCGCCACUGGGGCACAGUGCACAAGAACCUGCACAGAGACGACUGGCUGAAAGCUCCCUCGACCCAGGUGUCACCCUCAUCGGAGAAAGUGCCGUACCACGUCCAGCGACCUACCUUGAACCGAACGAAGCAGAAAUACUACUACGGACGCUAUUCCCCCAGCGACUCCUCUGAGUCAGAGAGAUCUGACCAGGCGUCGCUGGAUUCGGACUCCGACACCGACCCUGAGGUGUUGACGUCGCCACAGCCGAUCACCAACUAUGUCACUCUCCCGGCGAAGUCGGCUACAGAAGAGGAACAUCGUCUGCGGCUUGCCCGCAAGGUGACUCGGCUCUGGAUGCGCAAGGCCGGGCUGCAGCCGUCUCCGAUCAACGAUUCAGAAGAGCUGGGAGGGUUCACCCCGAACUGGACGCCGGGGAUUUCUCCGCGAUUAGAGGGGCGGAUCAUUAUUGAAGGGGUUUGACUUUUCGACGGGUGUGGAUUUUGAUUGGUUCUCAACAUUUAUUUGUCUGGAGUAUAGCAAGCAUUCGGGCGCAUUUCGGAUUUUAUAUGAGUCAUGAUAUACAGCGUUGGCAUUUUGUUUUUCGGGUGUGUGUCAUAUAUUAAUUAGACUCAUGAAUAUUAGUCUAUC